Molecule: messenger RNA, 2043 nt
Organism: Hordeum vulgare subsp. vulgare (domesticated barley)
Lineage: Eukaryota; Viridiplantae; Streptophyta; Magnoliopsida; Poales; Poaceae
Product: glutamate decarboxylase 1-like
Exons: 6
Coding region: 278-1765 (495 amino acids)
Biological process (GO): L-glutamate catabolic process
Cellular component (GO): cytosol
Molecular function (GO): pyridoxal phosphate binding; glutamate decarboxylase activity
Source: RefSeq, a predicted model, not a curated record
GUAAAUGUAGGCUGUACGUAGCUUCCCCCUCCCCUUCGUCAAAAUCUUCCCCUUCCCCCACCCCCUCGAUUUCGAUUAUAAAUAUUCCGCCAUUUUUGUCUCCCGGCCAGCACGGCGCAUACAAUAGGAAACGCUCCCGCUUUCCUUGGUAACGCGCUUGACCCUGACCCUCGUGUUUGUUGAUCAAGCACGAACCCAGCAGCAUCAGCGCUAGCCAGUACCGCCGGCCCCCAUCUCCGAUCGGAUCGGCCGUCCUCGCCGCCGGCGAGCGAUCAAGAUGGUGCUCUCCCACGCCGCGUCGGGAGGGUCGUCCGACGACUCGGUGCACUCCACCUUCGCCUCCCGCUACGUCCGCGCCUCCCUGCCAAGGUACCGGAUGCCGGAGAACUCGAUCCCCAAGGAAGCGGCGUACCAGAUCAUCAACGACGAGCUGAUGCUGGACGGGAACCCGCGGCUGAACCUGGCGUCCUUCGUCACCACCUGGAUGGAGCCCGAGUGCAACAAGCUCAUGAUGGACUCCAUCAACAAGAACUACGUCGACAUGGACGAGUACCCCGUCACCACCGAGCUCCAGAACCGAUGCGUGAACAUGAUCGCGCAUCUCUUCAACGCUCCUCUUGGGGAGACCGAGACGGCCGUGGGGGUGGGCACCGUCGGCUCUUCGGAGGCCAUCAUGCUCGCCGGGCUGGCCUUCAAGAGGCGUUGGCAGAACAAGAUGAGGGCCGCCGGCAAGCCCUGCGACAAGCCCAACAUCGUCACCGGCGCCAACGUCCAAGUUUGCUGGGAGAAAUUUGCGCGCUACUUCGAGGUGGAGCUCAAGGAAGUGAAGCUGAGCGAGGGGUACUACGUGAUGGACCCCGAGAAGGCCGUUGAGAUGGUCGACGAGAACACCAUCUGCGUCGCGGCCAUCCUCGGCUCCACCCUCAACGGCGAGUUUGAGGACGUCAAGAUGCUCAACGACCUCCUCGUCAAGAAGAACGAGGAGACAGGGUGGGACACGCCGAUCCAUGUGGACGCGGCGAGCGGCGGGUUCAUCGCGCCGUUCCUGUACCCUGAGCUGGAGUGGGACUUCCGGCUGCCGUUGGUGAAGAGCAUCAACGUGAGUGGGCACAAGUACGGCCUCGUGUACGCCGGGAUCGGGUGGUGCAUCUGGAGGAGCAAGGAGGACCUCCCAGACGAGCUCAUCUUCCACAUCAACUACCUCGGCGCCGACCAGCCCACCUUCACCCUCAACUUCUCCAAGGGUUCCAGCCAGGUUAUCGCGCAGUAUUACCAGCUGAUCCGCCUUGGUUUCGAGGGGUACAGGAACAUCAUGGACAACUGCCAGGAGAACGCAAUGGUGCUCAAGGAGGGGCUGGAGCGCACCGGCCGGUUCAACAUCGUGUCCAAGGACCAGGGCGUCCCGCUGGUGGCCUUCUCCCUCAAGGACAGCAGCCGGCACGACGAGUUCGAGAUCUCCGAGUUCCUGCGCCGCUUCGGGUGGAUCGUGCCGGCCUACACCAUGCCCCCCGACGCGCAGCACGUCACGGUGCUCCGCGUCGUCGUCCGGGAGGACUUCAGCCGCACCUUCGCCGAGCGCCUCGUCAUCGACAUCGAGAAGGUGCUCCACGAGCUCGACGCGCUCCCCUCGCGCAGCAGCGGGCCGUCCCUGCAGCACCCCAACGGCGACACGGUGAGCGAGAAGGACCUGGCGAGGCAGCGCGAGGUGGUGUCCGUCUGGAAGAGGGCCGUCGCCGCCAGGAAGAAGACCCAGGGCGUCUGCUGAGCAGAGCUGAGGCGGUUCACCUCGCCUGCUGUCCGUGAUGAUUUUAUUUCCGUAAUAAUUUAUGCUAUGCUUCUCUUGUCCGUGACGGUUUUUAAGGGGCGGGAUUAAUAGUUCUUCUAGCUCCGUUAUUGGAUCCAUCGAGUAUUUUCAUGUAUGUGUUGAACAACAGUAAAGUACUUGCAUAUUUGUGCACAAACACUAGAGUACGUACCUAGCAGCAGUUCUGUGUUUAUUUGGGUUCCCGAUAUCUAAUCAAAAUCGAUGUUUCCACACACUUA